Molecule: messenger RNA, 978 nt
Organism: Notothenia coriiceps (black rockcod)
Lineage: Eukaryota; Metazoa; Chordata; Actinopteri; Perciformes; Nototheniidae
Product: wiskott-Aldrich syndrome protein family member 3-like
Exons: 6
Biological process (GO): positive regulation of Arp2/3 complex-mediated actin nucleation; actin cytoskeleton organization
Cellular component (GO): cytoskeleton; lamellipodium; SCAR complex
Molecular function (GO): Arp2/3 complex binding; protein kinase A regulatory subunit binding
Source: RefSeq, a predicted model, not a curated record
GGGAAGUGCUGGGCUUUCAGAUACAAUCUGCUUCUUUCUCCUCACAUUUCCCGUCUUUACAGUUUUUAUCUCCAUUUCCAGGUAAACAUGCAGAGGAUAUAUUUGGCGAGCUUUUCAGCGAGGCCAACCUUUUCUACCUGCGAGCCAACUCUCUGCAGGACCGCGUCGACCGGCUGGCCGUCAAGGUCACGCAGCUGGACUCCACCGUGGAGGAAGUUUCCCUACAAGACAUCAACAUGAGGAAAGCCUUCAAGAGCUCCACCACUCAGGACCAGCAGGUGGUGUCCAAGAGCAGCGUGCCCAAUCCGGUCAAAGAGAUUUACAAUAUGAGCGACAAGCCCCCGCCCCUCAGCAUCCUCUCCGUUUACAGGGAUGACCAAAAGGAAGCACUCAAGUUCUACACCGAUCCAUCCUACUUCUUCAACCUUUGGAAGGAGAAGAUGCUGCAGGACACCGAGGAUAAGAGGAAAGAGAAGAGGAAGCAGAAGGGGCAGAAGCAGGACGUUGAUGGGACGUUACAGCGGGAGGUGAAGAAGGUCCGGAAGGCGAGGAACCGUCGGCAGGAGUGGAACAUGAUGGCUCUGGACAAAGAGCUGAGGCCGGACCACCGACACACCAUUCACCGAGACCGAGGGGCCUCCUCUGAGGGCUCCAUGUCUCCGGAGAACAGGGGUCUCGGUGCAGAUCAGCUCCACUACCCCAACAUGAUGAACCACGCGGGCCACGCCCACACCUACUCCGGCCCCCCGCCCAGCGUCCUGGCUGCUCAGAUGGCGGCGGGCCACCCCCCGCGAGGAGGAGGGGAACAUGACAUGAGAGGCAGGGCCAUGAUGGCGGCUUAUCAGGGGGGGACACUGGGUCGUACCCAUCACCACCACCACCAGAACCCUCUGCCUCCUCCCCCCUCUGAGGCCAUGAACGGAGGCUCCAUGUCCCUCCCACCGAUGGACUACAGUAUGGAGGGCUACGCCAACACCG